AUGACACCAGCCGAACCAAUCGCCAUAAUCGGCAGUGGCUGCCGAUUUCCUGGUUCGGCAUCCUCACCUUCACGACUAUGGAACCUCCUGCGAGAGCCACGUAACGUGGCAUCCAAACCCCCAGCAGACCGUUACAACGGGGAUACAUUCCACUAUGCUGGGAAAAAGAGUCUACCACCUGGAAUGAUCAGUUCUCCAGAGUCUUAUUUCCUGGAGGAAGAUGUUCGUGCAUUUGACGCGCCCUUCUUCAACAUUUCGCCGGCGGAGGCGGCGUCGAUGGACCCUCAGCAACGGCUACUAUUAGAAGUGGUAUACGAAUCACUUGACCGUGCCGGCUUGCAGCUAAAACGCUUGCAAGGAUCAUCGACCGGCGUGUACUGCGGUGCUAUGAACUACGAUUACAGCCAGCUUCUUCUAUCAGACCAGGAUAGCGUACCUCCAUUCAUGAUCUCGGGUGGUGCCCCGUCUAUGCUGGCCACGCGUAUCUCUUACUAUUUCGAUUGGAAGGGGCCUUCCCUCGUGCUGGAUACGGCCUGCUCGUCCAGUUUAAUUGCACUACAUUUAGCUGUGCAAGCCCUACAGAAGGGAGAUUGCUCGAUGGCUGUUGCAGCAGGAAGCAGCUUGAUUCUGUCGGUCGAUGGCUACGUUUCCUCGUCUCAGGCGAAUAUGAUGUCGCCCUCGGGACGCAGUCAUAUGUGGGACGAGGCCGCGGAUGGGUACGCUCGCGGUGAAGGCGUGGCCGCAGUGAUCCUAAAACGUCUGGACGAUGCCCUGAGAGACGGUGACCAGAUCGAUGCCGUGAUCCGGGCCACCGGAGUCAACUGUGACGGACGCACCAAGUCUCUUACAAUGCCUAACGGGCUGGCUCAGGGUGAACUCAUCAGCUCUACCUACGCUGCUGCUGGACUCGACCCUCUAAAUCCAGCCGACCGAUGCCAAUUCUUCGAAGCCCACGGAACAGGUACUCCUGUGGGUGAUCCGCAAGAGGCGGAGGGCAUUGCAAAUGCGUUCUUUAACAAGGAUUCACCAAGAGAUGAGACGAUGUAUGUCGGCUCGAUCAAAACCGUGAUCGGUCAUACCGAAGCGGCGGCUGGUAUUGCUGGCAUUAUGAAAGCCGCACUGGCUGUUCAACAUGGUGUCAUUCCUCCGAAUAUGCUCUUUAAUCGACUAAGCGCUAAGGUUGCGCCAUUUGCCGACCACCUCAGGAUUCCGACAAAGGCGCUCCCCUGGCCUGAUCUUCCGGUCGGAGCUCCUCGUCGAGUCUCGGUCAACUCGUUCGGCUUUGGAGGUGCUAAUGCCCAUGCUAUUGUGGAGAGCUACACUCCUUACAAUGCUGUUUCAUCAUUUGCGGACGCGACUGCCACCCCUGCAUUCCUCCCUUUCGUGUUUUCUGCCGCGUCCGAAAAAUCGCUCAAGGCUGUGCUGCAGCAGUAUGUCAGCUGGUUGGAGGAAAAUCCGACCGUCGAUUUGUCGGAUUUGGCCCAUUCUCUCUUGACCAAGCGCUCGAUUCUAAGCACUCGGACUGUUUUCACUGCGGGAACAGUGGGAGAGUUGCUUGAGAAACUCAAAGACGAAUUGAAAGAAUCACCGACGACAAUCACCCGACGUCUCAGUCCUGGACCGAAGAAGGUCUUGGGCGUUUUCACUGGACAAGGGGCGCAAUGGCCGCGUAUGGGAAUAGAUGUCAUUGAAGAAUGUCCCCAAGCUGCCGUCUGGCUGCAGGGACUCCAGAAAUCCCUCGACAGCCUACCUCUUGAUUAUCGACCGAAAUAUACACUGCGAGAUGAGCUGGCUGCUCCGGAGUCUUCCUCUCGCCUCAACUCUGCGGAGAUUUCGCAGCCUGUCCGGACCGCUUUGCAGAUAAUCCAAGUGAACAUUCUACGGUCGCUUGGUAUCGAAUUUGCUGCAGUUGUCGGUCACUCAUCGGGCGAGAUUGCCGCUGCUUAUGCGGCGGGAUGGCUUUCAGCUGCGGACGCCAUUCGCGUUGCCUACCUACGUGGGCUGGCGACGACGAACGCAGGUUCGAAGGGACACCCCGGUGGCAUGCUCGCUGUCAACAUCUCCUGGGACCAGGCACAGUCCAUUUGCGGUGAAGCACCGUACAGUGGCCACGUCGUUGUCGCGGCUUCUAAUUCUCCGUCCAACGUGACACUCUCAGGAGAUGAAGAGUUGAUUUCUGAGCUAGAAUGGCUUUUCGAGAGUCUUGAACAGACUCCUCGCCGCCUGCGUGUUGACACAGCAUACCAUUCACAUCAUAUGACUCCUUGUGCUGAGCCCUACCUGCAGGCCAUGAAGGCCUGUCAGGUUCAGACCCGCCAAGGCUCGCCGGCAACGAAGUGGUUCUCCAGUGUUCACGAUGCGGCGGAAAUGACCGCCCUCGAACCUCGCUACUGGUGCGAGAAUAUGCUUCAAUCGGUUCAAUUCUCGCAAGCCCUGACGGCGGCUCUGAAAGACUUGCCAGACCUUGACGCGAUCGUGGAAGUCGGACCUCAUCCUGCGCUCCGAGGACCCGCGCUUCAGACCGUAUCGACAAUCAAACCCAAUGAUGCCGACGUGCCGUACGUCGGACUGGGCAAGCGCGGAACCACUGGCAUCGAAGCCAUGGCGCUCGCACUGGGAUCCUUCUGGGCACAUCUGGGGCCGGAGAAUAUUGACACCAGUUCCUUCGUCCGGCUCUUCUCACUUCCACGGGAGCUGAAAUUCCUUCCAUCCCUUCCCACAUAUCCCUUUGACCAUAGCCAAACAUACUGGGCUGUGUCACAUCAUGCCAGUGCCCGCACUCAUCGGCGUCUACCUCGUCAUCCUAUUUUGGGCACUACGAGCCCUGAAACGGGAGAAGGGGAAUGGCGCUGGCGGAACUACUUGCGCGUCCAGGAUCUGGAAUGGAUAGAGGGCCACAAGGUCGAGUCUCAGGUUCUUUUCCCCGCGACGGGAUAUCUCAUUAUGGCAUAUGAGGCAGCUCAUAUCAUUGCCGAGGACCGAUCAUUACAGUCGGUAGACAUUCAUGACCUAGCUAUCGAUCGGGCAAUUGCUGUUCCAGAUACCAGCAUGGGCGUGGAAACACAGUUCUCGCUCUACAAGACCAAUGGCGAGGAAAAUGGCAGCUUAACCGCUUCGUUCACUUGUCAAGCACGCUUUAACGACGCCUUCCGCUGCUGUGCCACUGGCCGUCUGGAGAUCAGAUUUGACGAGCAGGACGAGUCCCUGUUGCCAGCUCUUGGCCCUCUUGUUGGUGGGUUGCAGAAGAUAGAGUCAGAGCACUUCUACAGCGAGCUUGACAAGCUGGGAUAUGGCUAUUCGGGACUAUUCCGUGGCCUUGGGUCCAUUCAGCGCCGUAAAGAUAUCGCCUAUGGUACUAUUCCUGUCCCCAAUGGCGAAGAAGAUGACUCGGAUCUGCUGAUCCAUCCUGCCAAUCUUGAUACCAGCCUUCAGGCGCUGAUGGCUGCUUUCGCGUAUCCCGGUGACGGUCAACUGUCCGGCCUGUUCCUUCCAACUCGCUUGGCACGCACCUCGAUCAACCCGGGGCUUUCCCGUGGCGGCAGCCUGCAUGCCCCCCAGACGCAUCUCACCGUUGAGGCGAAGCUGUCGGAUGUUGGCAAGACUGGACUGACCGGUGAUAUUCAUCUUUUCGAUGCCGAUGGCAGAGGCUUCGUACAGAUUGAGGGUAUGCACAUCUCGCCUCUAACCCAACUCAGUCCAGAAGACUGGCCGAUGUUCGUUGAGGAAGUCUGGGGUCCCCUUCUGCCGACAACCUCACUGACAAGCGUCAAUAACUCGGCCGCGCCCCGGAAUCACGUCUCUCUUGAUCUCUGCGACCGUCUUGCUCUUCUAUAUCUCCGUGAUGCACAGGCCCAGUUGACUAGCGAGGAUCGCCAGCAGCUCGACGGGCAUAAGACACGGUAUGUGGCGUGGAUGGAUCAAGUCCUGGCGUCCGUUCGCGGAGGCAAGCAUCCAACCUACUCGCCUAACCACCUGGAUGGAGACGCGGCCUCUAUCCUCGGUCGUGAUGUUCAGCGUGCCAGGCCUAUCGAGAUCGUGACUUUGGAAAAAGUCAAAGAGAAUCUUGUUCCUUGGUUACGAGGUGAAGUAGGUCUCAUGGAAGAGCUUCACCGCGAGGGUGACCUGCUCGCCAAGUUCCAGCAAGAGUCUAGCUCUUUGUCUACCCUGAAGCAGAACCUUGCCACACUUGUCGGCCAGAUCGCUUUCCGGUACCCUCGCAUGAAGAUCAUCGAGAUUGGAGCUGGCACCGGUGCAGCCACCCGCUUGGUCCUGGACCAAAUUGUCCGAGACUAUCAUUCGUACACUUACACUGACAUGACUUCGGCCUCAUUCAAGGAGGCCCAGGAAAAAUUUGCCGCUCACGGCGAUCGCUUCAUCUACGAGACUCUCGAUCUGGAGAAAGACAUUUCGGAACAAGGCUUCUCAGAGAACGCAUAUGAUCUCGUCAUUGCCAGCAAUGUUGUGCAUGCGACUAGCUCAUUCAGUGGAAGCAUGUCCCGUAUCCGACGUUUGUUGAAGCCCGGCGGUCGUGUAGCUAUCCUCGACAUGACCCACCCAGAGCAGAUCGCCUCUCCGCUCAUCUUUGGUGGACUUGAAGCUUGGUGGCGUGGUGACUCUGAUGCUCAACCAUCAGGUCCUCUUAUUUCCCGGGAUAAUUGGGAUCAAGUCCUAAAGUCAAGUGGCUUUGGAGGAUUUGAGGCCGUCUCGUCAGUUGAGGAAUCUAAGAGCUUCGGCAUGUUCGUGUUCACUGCCCAGGCUGUCGACGACCAUAUCCAACGAUUGCAACAACCUCUAGCGGUUCCUGCAAAGCGACAAUAUCGCGAUCUGCUCAUAAUCGGGGGAGCGACAGAGACCACCGCGAAGUUACUUCCGGUAGUCCAAGAGCUGGUAGGCCCUUAUUUCGGAAGGAUCACCGCUGCAAGCACCAUUGAAAACUUUGUUCCUCCCGAGAAUGUCUCGCUGGCUGCUAUUCUCGCUGUCUCCGAUGUUGAUAGCCCCUGCCUGCAGGACCUCACCGCAGAUAGAUUCACAGCCCUGCAGCAACUUGUCGGAGUGACCGGGAAACUACUGUGGGUGGCCACGGGAAAUCCAACCGAGGAACCGUAUCUGCGCAUGAGCAAGGGUUUCCUGCGCUCCCUGAGUCUGGAGAAUCCCCAUGCUCAGUUCCAACAUCUCGCGGUGCAAGAUCCAACUGCUUUGUCUCCGGAUCUCAUAGCAACUACGUUGAUGCGAUUGGUGCACUGUGACGCUGGAAGCGACUACACACUUCCCAACUGCACCGAGAACGCUGAAUGGGAGCUUACGCUGGAAGACGGACUGCUGAAGAUCCCUCGCAUGCGGACUGGCCGGGACAUGAACCAGAGAUGGCUCACAAGCCGUGGAGUCCCAAAUACCCGCCGUGUCGAGCCUAGAGAGACUUGCGUUGCGGUACGCCCAACUGACGAUGCGGUCGAGGAGUCGCCAUUGUUGUUGGUGUCGUCAUUUGGUGCGACACGCUAUGACCCAAAGGGCGAAUCUCAGGGAUUGAAGGAAAACACCGUUCGCAUCCGAGUCCACUAUGCCACUCUUCCUGCCGUCCGCGCUGGAGCCGGUUUCUUGCAUCUUGUUCUGGGUGAGAACGAGAAAACACGGACUCGUGUUGUCGCCUUGUCCGUGGACCAUGCCUCCGUUGUUUCGACUCCUGCCUCCUGGUGUCACUCAGUCCCUAGCUGGCUACCCGAGAAAUAUGAAGCUGGAUUUUUGAGCGAUCUCAGUUCAGCCUUACUUGCCAGGCAUUUGGUAAAUCAAGCGCAGACCGAGUCCACAAUAUUGAUCCACGAAGCUCCUCAGGCGCUUCAGGAUGCGGUCUCUGCGGUGGCCUACUGCCAAGGUAUCAGGGUUCGCUACAGUGCUGGUAGUAGAAAAGCUAGUCAAGGCCCUGGGAUGUUGAUAAUCUCUCCUCGGAGCUCGGUUCGCGCAAUCAGUCGUCUCCUUCCCUCGGGUGUGUCAGUGCUCGCCUCCUUCAAGCCUGAUGCCGAUGGGUCGCUGGCCCGCUUGCAGUCUUCAUUGUCCCCGGAGGCCACAUACUGGGGACUGAAGGACCUGUACGGGGCAUCGUUCGCUCCUGCAGCUAAGCAAGUUUCAAGCCUGGUGGAUGCUUUGGCAGCGAGCAGCCUCUUCGCCGAACAGCGCAGCCGCUUCCAGACUGCCGUUGAUACUCUGACUCCUGAAGAUAUCCCGACAUAUCCCGUUUCGAGCCAUAAGUUGGAGAUCAUCGAUUGGCUACACUCUGGGCCGGUCUCAACGAACAGUGUUUCGUCUAGUUCGCUGGUGAGUCUGAGUGACGACAAGACUUUCUUGCUGGUGGGUAUGACUGGUGAUCUGGGUCGCUCAGUUACCCAGUGGAUGAUCACGCGCGGAGCUCGCACGAUAGUUCUUACCAGUCGUUCUCCGAAGGUGGAUGACGAAUGGGUAGAAGAGAUGGCAGAACUGGGUGCUCGUGUUGAGUUCAUGGCUAUGGACGUAUCAAACCGCGCCUCAGUCCUCAAAGUCCACAACCACAUAAAAGCCGAAUUACCGCCCGUCGGCGGAGUGAUUAACGGCGCAGUCGUCAUGCAUGACGCCGCAUUCACUGAUCUCUCAUACACUGAUGUUCUCCGGGUCUUCGGCCCCAAAGUCGAAGGUAGCCGCAUCCUUGAUGAGCUGUACCAAGACGCCGACCUAGAUUUCUUCAUCUUAAUGGGUUCAUUCUCCGGGCCGAACGGCAACUUCCACCAAACCGCCUACGCUGCCGCCAACGAAUUCAUGGCUGCUCUGAUCAACCAGCGGCGUCGCCGAGGCCAAGUCGGUAGCAUCAUCCACCCUGCGCAGAUUCAAGGUCUGGGUCUUAUUCUCGCCAUGGAUGCACACAUGAAGAACGUGCUCGCUCAGCAACUCGGUCCCAUGGCUCUUUCAGAACGUGAUAUUCUUGAACAUUUCGCGGAGGCAAUCCUAGCCGGACGGCCUGACUCUGGACGUGUGCCCGAAAUCGGCGGCGGAUACCGCAUGACGGACCCAGCCGAGUUCCCAGAUGUUGUCUGGUACCGAAACCCGAAGCUGUGGUCUUUUAUCCGCCACUUUAGGGAGUCUGGCGCCGUCGAAACAAACAAGGAGGAUGUCCCUAUCAAGCAGCAGCUUUUGACUGCGGACAGUCUGCCUGCCGCGGCGGAUAUUAUCGCUGAUGGGUUCCGUGCGACUCUCCGGCGCAAAUUGCAUUUGCCUGACGAUUCGGCGCUGCCGGGAAUUACACUAUUGACAGAGUUGGGUGUUGACUCGCUGGUCGCGGUUGAUCUGCGAAUUUGGUUUGUCAAGGAGCUGGGGGUGGAUGUGCCGGUGUUGCAGUUGCUCGGGGGGUCGUCGAUCGAUGCGCUGGCUGAGAGCGCCGCUGGAAAGUUGGAUAAGGAGCUAGUGCCGCUGCUCAAGACGGAGGAAGCGUCGAAUGGUGUUACAAAUGCUUCUGAGACGAAUGGUACUCAUAGUAAUGGUGUACAUACUAAUGGGCAUGUCUGAUGGAGGAUAGAGCGGAUGUUGUGGUAUAGAUUAGGCGUUAUGCAAUUUAGAAUGUUGACUUAGUAAAGCUUCGCAUAAAUGAUUUGUAGUCCAAAGCCUACUUCCUGAGUUUGUAUUCAUAACUUUUCA
Molecule: messenger RNA, 7656 nt
Organism: Aspergillus melleus
Lineage: Eukaryota; Fungi; Ascomycota; Eurotiomycetes; Eurotiales; Aspergillaceae
Gene: pyr2
Product: non-reducing polyketide synthase pyr2
Exons: 2
Coding region: 1-7527 (2508 amino acids)
Biological process (GO): fatty acid biosynthetic process; secondary metabolite biosynthetic process
Molecular function (GO): 3-oxoacyl-[acyl-carrier-protein] synthase activity; fatty acid synthase activity; phosphopantetheine binding
Source: RefSeq, a predicted model, not a curated record